Messenger RNA from Dentiscutata erythropus, 213 nucleotides. Lineage: Eukaryota; Fungi; Glomeromycota; Glomeromycetes; Diversisporales; Gigasporaceae. The record is from the annotation of a GenBank genome assembly.
AUGUCUGACAAUGCGACUCCUAAUUCGAGAAGAGAAAAAAGGAAGCUAAAAGGAAAUUGGUCAGAAAGUGGAAGUAUUGAAAUUCCUCGUCAAAAUGAACACUCGAGUAGACACCCAAAAAGCGGCGUGAAAAAAGAAAUGUCUUUAGCGUGUUCGUCGUUUUGGCUAGAAACGGAAGAAGUCGCCUUUAAAUUUAAAAUGGUUGAUAACUGA